Molecule: messenger RNA, 939 nt
Organism: Paramecium octaurelia
Lineage: Eukaryota; Ciliophora; Oligohymenophorea; Peniculida; Parameciidae
Source: the annotation of a GenBank genome assembly
AGUGCAAACCCUUCCUACCUACAACUAUGAUAUAAGCUCAUCUUCAUGUAUUUACUAAUACAAAUCAUCAUAGGUCGGAUAAUCGUAACCCCAUACCUCAGAGGCUCCAAUCUUGCAAUUCUUGGGUAAAUCUAGGAAGCGUAAACGUCGUUCACUUGACACCAACGAUUGGAUUUCAAUUCGCGAUUACAAAAUUAAAGGCAAUUCCCAUACCUAAUACCUCAUUAGACUUAAAGUUGAUAAUGUUGUAUGGUCUUUUUGGACUAGAUAUAGCAUGUUAUCUGAGCUCCAUUAAAUACUUGACUAAUUGACCAAGUCCCAAUUGCCCGCUUUCCCAGUUAAACGACUCUUUGGUAAUCUUAAUCCAGAUUUCAUCUCAACUAGAAAAGCAUAACUUGAUGUCUAUCUAUAGGUUUUAAACCAAUAUUCUAUAUUAAGGCUAUUUUUAGAGAUCCCUAAGUCCGUGAUUCCAAAGUAUUUCAAGACUUCAUUAGCAAUUCAAAAUAAAAAGCCUUCAAAAAAGCAGACCUUGAUUCCCUUCAUCAAUUUAAAUUGGAUGUUUGAAAAUAUAUAAAAAAUUAGAGUAUUAAUGUUUUUAUAGCUUCUCUUAACAUUUGUUCAUCCCAUCCCAAUUGCAGAUCCACGUCAACUUCCCUUCCUUAACAAUCUAGACAAAUAAUAAAACUAAAAUUUUAUUCUUAUUGUAAAUUGCGGAUUAUUUUUAAGGAACGCCUUUCUCUAAUUUUCUGAGUAAUGCUAUGUUUAUUAUUGAAUUAGACUUAUAAAAUAAAGACAAUGUAACUAAAGAAUAGUGAUUGCCACAGUUUUGUCAAUUGUGAUGAUAGUCGAUUUGUGUGUGAUUAUCUAAUUUGCUUUGAAGUAGCAAAACAAUCCAACAUUUAAUUAAGUAUUGAAAAGAAGUAAAACUAAUCUGAUUGA